Rhodotorula toruloides NP11 is the source of this 537-nucleotide messenger RNA. Its product is annotated as Yst0336-like domain protein. The transcript has 4 exons. The record is from RefSeq and is a predicted model, not a curated record. Gene Ontology annotation, cellular component: cytoplasm. The coding region runs from base 1 to 537 and encodes 178 amino acids. NCBI's taxonomy places the organism in Eukaryota, Fungi, Basidiomycota, Microbotryomycetes, Sporidiobolales, Sporidiobolaceae.
AUGAGCCACAUUGACGACAUCAUCUCUGGCGGGUCUGGCUUGGGGGUUUCGGGAGGCGGAGGAGGGAUCCCAUCGACUUUCGACCCGGAGAACGCGCAGAACGAUGAGCAGAUCGAGAUGCAGUUCGCCGUCGCAUGUAUGGAGCAAGCCGAGGCGUACUUCAACCUCAUCACGAAGGUCAAGCCAUCUGAGCUGAAGCGCUUGACGAAGUAUGACGACGAGAUCAUGAAAGCAUUCGAGCAGCACUUCCCAGACUACCAGUCGGAUGAGCGCCUCCGCCUGCUGAAGGAAGACGAGCUCAAGAGCGCCGAGGGCAAGAAGCGCUGGCGCGAGUUCAUGACGGACAAGGUCUUUCCCGAGUCGAUGCGCGAGGCGAUCGAUUACAACUUCGGUACCUUGAUCCGCGCGAACUGCGAGGACGACUACACCCAGGAGAACUCGAUUUUCGGCUAUCGUCUCCAAUUCUACGCCAUCGAGAUCGCCCGCAACCGGAGAGGCCUGAACGACAAGGUGUGGGAACAGGCGCAGAAGAAGUAG